AGUUUCAACGAGUUGUGAGCUUAGUGCAUAAGACCAAUUCAAGUGCUUAGAAAGUCAUUUUUAAGGAAUUGGGAUGUCUCGAGUUUGGUUGUAGGCAACAUUAUCCGCUAUCAUUUGUGGCCAAAAAUCAGGUGUGUAAAUUUAGCACAAUGUUUUUGGGCUCAGUUUUGAAGCACGGUUGGAGGCAGCCUGCAGCACUCCACUUGACAUGCCAUCCAGCAUCCCGGGAUUCUUGAAUGGGGACAUCAGAAUACCUGAACAGACACAUAAGGACUCCAAACUGCUGGGCGCUGGCAGUGCAGAUUGUCACGCCAAGAAGCUGCAUAUCACUUGGCAGGUGUCCAAGAACAUUUCCCCAGCACUGACUGGAGCAUCUACCUCUGGUUCUGCGCCCCUGCGCUACAGCCAUUGCAACUACGGCGGCCCGAAGCGGCCCUGUCCGUUUCGUUACUUCGGACCGCUACACCAGCCGCUGGGCAAGAACGGCCACGACCACGGCUUAUCGCCCCAGCCGCCUCGAGAGGCCAACGUGAAGAGGCUCUGCCUGGCGGGCACCGGACAGAUGACGUCGGCUUUUCAGGAGAGCGCGAGGUCAUGCAAGCAGCAGGACGGUGAUGACGUCAGCGAUUAUUCCGGGGCGCCCACGCUGCACCGGCAGCACGGGUGCGACGUGUGCCUGAGGACCUUCUGGCGCGCCAGCGACCUGAUGCUGCACGUGCGCCAGCACGCGGAGGGCAGGUCGUGCGCGUGCGACACCUGCGGCAGGACCUUCGCGCGCCAAGCCGACCUGACGCUCCACCUCCGGACGCACGAGCUCGAGAGGCCGUUCGCGUGCGAGGUGUGUGGGAAGGCGUUCACGGCGCAGAGCAAGCUGAACUUCCACGCGCGGAUCCACACCGGCGAGAAGCCGUUCGAGUGUGACACGUGCGGCAAGGCGUUCUCCCGGCAGACGGCUCUGAAGGACCACCUCCGAACGCACACGCGCGAGAGACCGUACCCGUGCGAAGUGUGCGGCAAGGCGUUCCUGCGGCAGUCGCAUCUGACCGCUCAUCUCCGGACGCACACCGGCGAGAGGGCGUACCGCUGCGACGUGUGCGGCAAGGCGUUCGUGCGGCAGUCUCACAUGAAGGUGCACGUGCGAACGCACACGGACGAGAGGUCCUACGCGUGCGACUUGUGCGACAAGGCGUACUGGCGGCAGUCGCACUUGGACGUCCACCUUCGGACCCACAGCGACGGGAACGGGCGGGCGUACGCGUGCGAGGUCUGUGGCAAGGCGUUCCCCUCGCAGAGCAAGCUGAAUCUGCACGCCCGCACCCACACUGGUGAGAGACCGUUCGUCUGUGGUAUUUGCGGCAAGGCGUUUGUGUCCAGGAGCAAGCUCAAUGUCCACUCUCGGAUCCACACGGGAGUCCGGCCGUACCCGUGCUUUGUGUGCGGCAAGGCGUUUAAGUACCAGCGAAAUCUCAAGAUGCACCUUCGCAUCCACACUGGAGAAAAGCAGUUUGAGUGCGAUUACUGUGACAAAUCGUUUUCUCGGCACAGUGCUCUGAAGGUCCACCUUCAGACUCACACGGGCGAGAGGCCUUAUUCGUGUGAGACAUGCAGCAAAGCAUUUUGGCGGCAAUCGCACCUGAAGUCCCACCAGCGAACCCACACGGGUGAAAAGCCGUACUCGUGCGAAACCUGCGGCGCGUCAUUUGCCUAUCGGAGAGGUCUGAACGCCCAUGCUUUAACACACGCUUAGUGGAGCCUACGCCCUUUCAUGGCUUGCGCGGCGGCACGCUGGAGAUGUGACGCGGGCGCUCCUGCCCCCCCCCCCCCCCCACGGGCGGGCGUGCUCCUCGUGCGGACUGAGCGCUCACUGCCCCACAUUCCACCGGCCGUGGGGCAACCGUGCCCCGGGCGUGUGAUGCUUGCCGAGCAGGGCUACCCGCUGAGCGGCGCUUUAGUCGCGGCAGUGGCGGUGGGUUGCGUUGUCUUGGACGCGUGCAUGGCUGGCUGGUUUCCCUGAAGGAAAUGGUCGCUGUUGUCGCUGGGGGCUCAUACAUUGUGCGACGAUGCGUGUAUCGCAGUGCGCCCGGCAUCGCGGUCGAAGCGGGCGCCAGCCGUGUUUAUCUAUUGUGACCGUGAUCAGUAUUAAGCCUGUCGUCGGCUGUCGUGCUGCUGCGGCCGUUACGUUCUGUGAUCUGCAGUCCAGGCUUGGAAAGCGGCGGUGUCUCAUGGUCCACACCAAUAACCAGAUGUUGGGAGAUGUU
This is a messenger RNA of Pollicipes pollicipes, 2258 nucleotides long. RefSeq names its product zinc finger protein 2. Lineage: Eukaryota; Metazoa; Arthropoda; Thecostraca; Pollicipedomorpha; Pollicipedidae. Gene Ontology annotation, cellular component: nucleus. The record is from RefSeq and is a predicted model, not a curated record. Bases 209 to 1747 code for a protein of 512 amino acids. The transcript is spliced from 4 exons. Gene Ontology annotation, biological process: regulation of gene expression.